AUGUGGGAUGCACAUUAUAUCGAAGAGCCUGAGCCUACUAAACCGACCACUAAAGCCCCUCAGCAACCAGGGAUUCCCCCAGUGCAAAUUUAUAAGCAUGCAUUUGCCCGAGAAAGGUUAUUGAAUAAGGCACGCACGGCAUUCGAGCUACUCAGCGGCCUUCUUGGCGAUCACGACUUUAUUUACGGAGACAGUCCAACGACCAUAGACAUAAUACUGGCAGCGCAUAUUCUCCCAAUUCUCCACAUUCCAUUCCCAACUUCAACUAUAUCGGACGAACUACGAAAGUCUUACGACACUCUUGCCACUCACGCUGACCGUAUCUUGAAAUUAUCCCGAGAACCGCCACCAGCACCAAUCCUCGGAACUCCAACGUUGGAGAAAGGAAAAAAUGCGUUCGCCCAAGAGAAGGAGAAGGAGUCCGUCACUAAAAGCGAUUUCUCUGCGAAGUAUGGAAAAUGGAUAUUCGGUUUGAUAGCAGGAGUAGGAAGUAUGGUGUACUUGUUCGCAACUGGAAUCGUGAGCAUCCAGAAUGCUGAGGAAGAUGAACUGGAGGUCACACCAGACAUUUUUGAUCUCGAGGAAGAGGAUGAAUAG
Rhizoctonia solani is the source of this 597-nucleotide messenger RNA. Its product is annotated as glutathione S-transferase. The transcript has 4 exons. Bases 1 to 597 code for a protein of 198 amino acids. NCBI's taxonomy places the organism in Eukaryota, Fungi, Basidiomycota, Agaricomycetes, Cantharellales, Ceratobasidiaceae. The record is from RefSeq and is a predicted model, not a curated record.